This is a messenger RNA of Microthlaspi erraticum, 2277 nucleotides long. The record is from the annotation of a GenBank genome assembly. Lineage: Eukaryota; Viridiplantae; Streptophyta; Magnoliopsida; Brassicales; Brassicaceae.
AUGGGAAGACCAAAAUAUUCAUGUCAUCAUCAUCUUCCUCUUCUUCUUCCUGUUAUUCUUUUUCUUGGUGUCCUUUGGAUAUCACCAGGAUAUGCUUCAGCCGCAGACGAACAUGUAAAGGAUUUCUAUAUCAUUUAUUUGGGAGAUCGACCGGAUAAUGGAGACGAAACUAUCAAGACACACAUAAGUCUUCUCUCGUCUUUGAAUAUAAGCCGAGAAGAAGCACAAGAAAGAAUGGCAUAUAGUUACACUAAAGCCUUGAACGCUUUUGCUGCCAAGCUUUCUUCACAUGAAGCUAAGAAGAUGAUGGAGAUGGAAGAAGUUCUUGGCGUAUUCCGAAAUCAAUAUCGCCAACUUCACACAACAAAAUCGUGGGAUUUCGUUGGACUUCCUCUGACAGCAAAAAGACAUCUAAAAGCAGAGAGAGAUGUUAUUAUUGGUGUUCUUGAUACAGGAAUAACUCCAGAUUCAGAGAGUUUCCAGGACCAUGGUUUAGGGCCUCCCCCGGCGAAAUGGAAAGGAUCGUGUGGACCUUUUAAAAAUUUCACCGGAUGCAACAACAAAAUAAUCGGCGCAAAAUACUUCAAGCGCGACGGCACUGUGCCUGUCGGCGAAAUCCUAUCACCGAUCGAUAUCGAUGGCCACGGAACUCACACCUCCUCCACCGUAGCAGGAGCUCUAGUCCCAAACGCGAGUCUCUAUGGCAUCGCAAACGGCACCGCCCGCGGCGCGGUUCCGUCGGCGAGGGUGGCCAUGUACAAGGUGUGCUGGGCGAAAUCAGGCUGCGCCGACAUGGACAUCCUCGCCGGAUUCGAAGCGGCGAUCCACGACGGCGUAGACAUUAUCUCCAUAUCAAUCGGCGGUCCAAUCGCGGAUUACUCUUCCGAUUCGAUAUCCGUGGGGUCGUUUCACGCGGUGAGGAAAGGGAUCCUGACGGUGGCGUCGGCCGGGAACGACGGACCGUCCUCAGGGACUGUAACGAAUCACGAGCCGUGGAUAAUGACGGUUGCGGCAAGCGGCAUCGAUCGGACGUUCAAGAGCCAAAUCGAUCUCGGCAACGGGAAAUCCUUGUCUGGGAUGGGGAUAAGCAUGUUUGAUCCAAAAGCCAAAUCGUACCCGCUUGUAAGCGGCGUUGAUGCUGCGAAGAGCAAAGACGACAAGUUCUUGGCGAGGUACUGCUUCUCUGAUUCUUUGGACCGAAAGAAGGUCAAGGGAAGGGUAAUGCUGUGUCGAAUGGGAGGAGGUGGCGUGGAGUCGACAGUUAAAAGCUACGGAGGAGCUGGUGCCAUCGUGGUGAGUGAUCAGUAUCUUGAUAACGCUCAGAUUUUCAUGGCUCCAGCCACCACUGUUAAUUCCUCCAUUGGCGAUGCCAUCUACCGAUAUAUCAACUCCACAAGAUCACCGUCGGCUGUGAUUCAGAAAACAAGGCAAGUCACAGUCCCUGCUCCGUUUGUUGCAUCUUUUUCAUCAAGAGGUCCCAAUCCAGGAUCAACACGCCUGCUCAAGCCUGAUAUUGCUGCACCUGGGAUUGAUAUAUUGGCGGCCUUCACACUCAAGAGAUCACUGACAGGGUUAGACGGUGACACCCAAUUCUCAAAAUUCACCAUCCUCUCUGGCACCUCCAUGGCCUGCCCUCAUGCUGCUGGUGUUGCUGCUUACGUCAAGUCUUUUCAUCCUGAUUGGUCUCCCGCUGCUAUCAAAUCCGCCAUCAUAACCUCAGCAAGACCGAUAAGCACAAGAGUGAACAAGGACGCAGAGUUCGCAUAUGGAGGAGGCCAAGUGAACCCAAGACGAGCCGCGAGCCCUGGCCUAGUCUACGACAUGGACGACAUUUCCUAUAUCCAGUUCCUAUGCGGCGAAGGCUACAAUGCAACCACCCUGGCUCCAUUGGUGGGCUCAAAGUCGGUGAGCUGCUCCUCCAUCGUCCCUGGACUCGGCCAUGAUUCUCUAAACUACCCAACAAUUCAACUGACGCUGAGAUCUGCCAAAGCUUCGACAAUGGCUGUGUUCAGGCGGACAGUCACCAACGUGGGUCCACCUUCGUCGGUGUACAAGGCCACGGUGAGGGCACCGGAAGGAGUAGAAAUAACGGUGGAGCCAAUGAGUUUGUCGUUUGCAAAGGCAUCACAGAAGAGGAGCUUCAAAGUGGUGGUCAAGGCAAAGCAAAUGAGUCCAGGGAAGAUUGUGUCGGGCUUGCUCGUGUGGAGGAGCCCACGUCACUCGGUUCGGAGCCCCAUCGUUAUCUAUAGUCCUUCUUUCUCGGACAAUAAUCUAUAA